GAUUUAAGCGCGUUGAGGUGUUAUUUAUAGCUAGUUGUGAAGUGGUAAAUAUGAAAAUUGGUUGUUUUUUGGUGCUGGUGUUUAUAAUUUCUAUAAACGCUCAGUUGGUUACCAUUCCAAAUGGCACCAUCCAAGGCAGGAUCGAGUACUCCAAGCGAGGGAUAUCCUUCUACUCCUUCCAGCAAAUACCCUACGGAAAAGCCGCCAGAUUCCAACCCCCAGGACCAGCAGAGCCUUGGGAAGGAAUCCUAAACGCCACCAGCAACACCAUCGUGUGCUACAGCCAAGGUCUAGCCGAGAAGCCUCUGAUAGAAAGCGAAGAUUGCCUCGUACUCAACAUAUACACCCCCAAGCCGCCAUCAAUCAACAAUUCCCUGCCGGUGGUGUACGCCAUGCACGGCGGCGGCUUCGUGGUGGGCUCGGGCGUCUUCGACGUCAUGGGGCCCCAUUAUUGGAUGGAGCACGACGUCAUAGUGGUGACUAUUAACUACCGCUUGGGAGUGUUGGGUUUCCUUUCGACAGAAGACACAGUCAUACCGGGCAACUACGGGCUCAAGGACCAGCAGCUGGGCCUGCGUUGGGUGCAGGAGAACAUCCGGUACUUCGGCGGGGAUCCCCGCCGGGUGACGAUCUUCGGCGAGAGCGCCGGAUCGGCCUCGGUGGCGUACCAACUGUUAGGAAAGAAUUCCGAAGGUUUGUUCAGGGGCGGUAUAGCUUUGAGCGGAUCGGCUCUGUCGCCUUGGAGCUACCAGAGGAACGCCAGGAAGUACGCCUAUCAGGUGGCCUCGUUCCUGAAUUCGAGCUUCGACGACAGCUCCACCAGCGAGGAGAUACGCGAGCUGUUGCUCCGCAGCACUCCGGAGCAGAUCAGGGCCGCCAGUUGGAAAUUACCAAAGAUCGCCGACGAAAUGAUGGAGGGGUACAUAUUCUCGGUGGUAAUCGAGCCCGAGCACGAUGGGGCCUUCCUCGACGAGCCCAUGUACGUGAAAAUAGAGCGAGGGGGCGCUUCGAGGGUGCCUCUGAUCAUCGGUAUGUGCUCGGAGGAGAGCAUUUGGGGCGCGCACGAUUUGGUGGCUUUUAAGGCCCAGCUCAAAACCUACGACGACAACGUGACAUUGUUCGUUAAUGACAAUAUGCAUUUAACGGAAGAAUCUACCAGAAUCGAAGCGGGGAAAGCCAUACGCUCUGUAUAUACCGCUGGUUUGAUACAAGAUGAUAUCGCGCACGGAGUGAAAUUUUUCAGCGAUAACAAUUUCGCAAGGGGGAUCAUCCAGCACGCUAAAUUGCAAUCCAGAUUCAGCGAGGUGUAUUUCUACCAGUUUUCUUACUACGGUAAAUUGCCUGGAUGGAGACCGAAUGUACCGGGUGAGUUCGGAACGGGUCGUGUGAAUCACAUAGACGAUUCGUAUUACGUGUGGGUGAAGAAUAACGAAUCCAAUUUGAACGAUUAUCCGGAAAGCGAUGUGAUUACUAGCAGGAGAUAUUUGACUUUGUUUGCCAAUUUCGCUAAAACUAUGAAUCCCACUUCUGAUUUCACCGAUUUAUUGGGAAUUGAUGAUUGGCCGAUAGUGACACCGGACGAUUUUAAUUAUUUGAACAUAAACGAGACUUUGGAGAUGGACAAGGACCUCAAAAAUGACACCCAUCCAGGAUUAGUGGCAGUGUAUGAGAAGUAUGCUCUAGUGCCUUACGAUACGUUUUAGUGAAUAAAAAUUGUUAAAAUUUAAUAAUAAAUAAAUCGAUUGUAGAUAUCUA
Phyllotreta striolata is the source of this 1755-nucleotide messenger RNA. NCBI's taxonomy places the organism in Eukaryota, Metazoa, Arthropoda, Insecta, Coleoptera, Chrysomelidae. The record is from the annotation of a GenBank genome assembly.